Molecule: messenger RNA, 2122 nt
Organism: Rubroshorea leprosula
Lineage: Eukaryota; Viridiplantae; Streptophyta; Magnoliopsida; Malvales; Dipterocarpaceae
Source: the annotation of a GenBank genome assembly
ACUGGGGCAACAGUUUUUGCCGUCGCCUAAAUUACUUGUUUGAAAACGACCAACCGAAAGCCCAAGUUCAAUCGCCCUCAUUUAUUUUUACAUAGCAUGAUUUUAAUUGUUCAUUAGUAAACGCUCUGCUUCCACUCCUCUUCAAUACCUAAAAAUUCAGUCAAAAUUCAACUUCCGAUCUCUAAACCCUAUUUAGAUCCGGAAGAAAAACGGCGAGAGGGAUCGAACCCAGAAUUUUGAUUGGAAUUUGGCGUUUUCUUGGGGAAGAAUUUCCACCUGAAACGCGAGCGGAGCUGCAGAAUUUGCAGAAAUGAGGCGGAGGGGAGCUGACUUUAGGAGGCCAGUGAGGAGGAGGUUCCCAAAUGUAGUUUGGUGGACUCUAUGCAUGGUUGUGUUUUUGGUUUUUAUUCUGAUUUUCAGCAAGGAGAGCCAAAUUGAAUCGGGACCGGUUAAGAGAUCUUAUCGACAUGACAGAAUAAUGGAAGGCUUAAAUGUCACUGAUGAAAUGUUAAACCCGAACUCAGUAACCAGGCAACUUAGUGAUCAAAUCUCUCUUGCCAAAGCUUUUGUUGUGAUUGCGAAAGAAAGCAACAAUCUGCAAUUUGCCUGGGAACUAAGUGCCCAGAUCCGUAAUUCACAGGCCCUCCUGUCAAAUGCUGCAACAAGGCGAACUCCUUUGACAACCAGAGAAUCAGAGACUGCCAUUCAUGAUAUGGCACUUUUGCUCUACCAAGCUCAGCAGCUCCAUUACGAUAGUGCAACGAUGAUCAUGAGACUGAAAGCCAAAAUCCAAGCUCUUGAAGAACAAAUGAGUUCCGUGAAUGAGAAAAGUUCGAAGUAUGGACAAAUAGCUGCUGAGGAAGUGCCAAAAAGUCUGUACUGUCUUGGUGUUCGGUUAACCACUGAAUGGUUUGGAAAUCCAAAUUUACAAAGGAAACUCAGGGAGAGAAAGCAAAUAGAAGCAAAGCUUAAAGAUAACAGUCUCUAUCAUUUCUGUGUCUUCUCAGACAACAUCCUUGCAACGUCGGUGGUGGUUAAUUCAACUGCUUUAAAUUCUAAAGAUCCAGAUAAGGUGGUCUUUCAUCUUGUUACAGAUGAAAUAAACUACAGUGCUAUGAAGGCCUGGUUUUCCAUGAACAGUUUUCGUGGAGUGACUGUUGAGGUUCGGAAGUUUGAGGACUUCAAAUGGCUAAAUGCUUCUUAUGUUCCAGUUCUUAAGCAGCUCCAGGAUUCUGAGACUCAGAGUUACUAUUUUUCUGGACAUAAUGAUGAUGGGAAGACUCCAAUCAAGUUCCGAAACCCCAAGUACCUGUCAAUGCUUAAUCAUUUAAGGUUUUAUAUUCCUGAAGUUUUUCCUGCACUGAAGAAGGUGGUAUUUCUUGAUGAUGAUGUUGUGGUUCAGAAGGAUCUCUCUAGUCUAUUUUCUAUAGAUUUGAAUGGUAAUGUUAAUGGAGCAGUUGAGACAUGCAUGGAGACAUUUCACAGAUACCAUAAGUACCUGAACUACUCUCACCCUCUCAUAAGAGCUCAUUUUGAUCCUGAUGCAUGUGGUUGGGCUUUUGGAAUGAAUGUUUUUGAUUUGGUUGCAUGGAGGAGGAGGAACGUUACUGGCAUCUAUCAUUACUGGCAAGAAAAGAAUGUAGAUCGAACACUCUGGAAACUUGGGACACUACCUCCAGGACUGUUAACAUUCUACGGAUUAACAGAGCCAUUGGAUCCCUCCUGGCAUGUAUUGGGGUUGGGCUAUACAAAUGUUGACCCUCAAUUGAUAGAGAGAGGAGCUGUUCUGCACUUCAAUGGAAACUCAAAGCCGUGGUUGAAGAUCGGGAUGGAGAAAUACAAGCCCCUUUGGGAGAAGUAUGUUGAUUACAGCCACCCUUUAAUGCAACAAUGCAAUUUUCAUUAAUGUCUUUGCCAUGGAAGUGAAGAAUCCGUCACAACUUUCGUGCCUCCAGGACUAUUCUGCUCUCAAGAAUGCUUGUACAAUUUUUGUGAGAUCAAGCAUGGCUGGUCAUCGUAACAUGGUAUCAAUUGGUUCCACCUAGCUUCUUGUAUCAUAGACUGCAGUCUGCUCAUUAAAAAAACACUAUUAUUUUUUUCGUUAUAAAAACCUAAAAGUUCA